GGUUUGUCCCACGUGCAGUGCUGGUGGAUUUGGAGCCAGGCACGAUGGACUCUGCGAGGUCUGGUCCCUUUGGCCAGAUCUUUAGACCAGACAAUUUCGUCUUUGGCCAGAGCGGAGCAGGUAAUAACUGGGCUAAAGGUCACUACACCGAGGGAGCGGAGCUGGUGGACUCGGUCCUGGAUGUGGUGAGGAAGGAGUGGGGUGGAGGCACCGGCUCUGGUAUGGGCACGCUGCUCAUCAGCAAGAUCCGAGAGGAGUAUCCAGAUCGCAUCAUGAACACAUUCAGUGCGGUGCCCUCACCCAAGGUGUCAGACACAGUCGUUGAACCGUACAAAGCAACCCUCUCCGUCCACCAGCUGGUCGAGAACACAGAUGAGACCUUCUGCAUUGAUAAUGAGGCUCUGUAUGACAUCUGCUUCCGCACACUGAAGCUCGCCACACCCACAUACGGUGACCUCAACCACCUGGUCUCAGCCACCAUGAGUGGGGUGACCACCUGCCUGCGCUUCCCCGGGCAGCUCAACGCCGAUUUGAGGAAAUUGGCCGUGAACAUGGUGCGCUUUCCCAGGCUGCACUUCUUCAUGCCGGGCUUUGCCCCCCAGACCAGCCGCGGCAGCCAGCAGUACAGGUCACUGACCGUUCCUGAACUCACCCAGCAGAUGUUUGAUGUCAAGAACAUGAUGGCAGCUUGUGACCCACGCCAGGGGCGCUACCUCACAGUCGCCGCCAUCUUCCGAGGCCGCAUGUCAAUGAAGGAGGUAAAUGAGCAGAUGCUUAAUGUUCAGAACAACAUCAGCAGCUACUUUGUGGAAUGGAUCCCCAACAACGUCAAGACCGCCGUCUGUGACAUCCCUCCCUGCGGUCUCAAGAUGGCCGCCACCUUCAUUGGCAACACCACAGCCAUCCAGGAGCUGUUCAAAUGCAUCUCGGAGCAGUUUACUGCUAUGUUCCGCCGCAAGGCCUUCCUCCACUGGUACACUGGCGAGGGGAUGGAUGAGAUGGAAUUCACUGAGGCUGAGAGCAACAUGAAUGAUCUGGUGUCCGAGUACCAACAAUAUCAGGACGCCACUGCUGAGGAAGAGGGAGAGUUUGAGGAGGAGGGAGAAGAGGACUUGGCCUAGACAGUACCAUAACCCCUGUCUUCCUAUGCAACAGUUAGUGCUGGGAAAUGGCAUUUUUCCAGUGGAGUGUCAUCAAAUAUGUCCAUUUAUACAUUUGAAUACUUAUCCAGCCUUAGCCGGAGUGUAAAUAGGUCCUCA
Molecule: messenger RNA, 1259 nt
Organism: Labrus mixtus (cuckoo wrasse)
Lineage: Eukaryota; Metazoa; Chordata; Actinopteri; Labriformes; Labridae
Product: tubulin beta-4B chain-like
Exons: 5
Coding region: 45-1121 (358 amino acids)
Biological process (GO): mitotic cell cycle; microtubule cytoskeleton organization
Cellular component (GO): microtubule; cytoplasm
Molecular function (GO): structural constituent of cytoskeleton; GTP binding; GTPase activity
Source: RefSeq, a predicted model, not a curated record